AUGAUUGCAAUUACCAAUCGUGAUUUUUGUAGUCAUUCUUCAAGCCCUGAAUCGGGAUUGCAAGUCCUGGGGCUUACGAGAAAUCGAGGUGGUCUCUUGGCCUUCGAUGGAAUUGGCGAUGGUGGAAGUCAAAGGGGCAGAGAGUGUGAAGGCUCACCAGCGACGACAUCAAUAGGGCGACAGGAAGGGAAGAAAGGCUCGCAUCGAAGGUGUGCUGUCCGAUAUUCAGGAUGUUGUGUCCAAUUGCGAUCGUCUCCGGGGUUCGAAGAGGUUGAAGAGACAGAGGGAAGAGGGGAAGGAAGGGCGUCGAUUCUCCGACGACCCUUGUGGCUUAAUCGUCGUCAUCAGCAACGCAUAAAUGGGGGAAGGAGCAAACAACAAAAAAUCGACAUUUGGGGUGAAAUCAGGAAGCAUCAUCGUUCGAUGUGGAUGGUUCAUCUGUCGAGCAAGGGAAAAGGAAAACGGAAGUAG
Molecule: messenger RNA, 471 nt
Organism: Lactuca virosa
Lineage: Eukaryota; Viridiplantae; Streptophyta; Magnoliopsida; Asterales; Asteraceae
Source: the annotation of a GenBank genome assembly